Molecule: messenger RNA, 225 nt
Organism: Artibeus jamaicensis (Jamaican fruit-eating bat)
Lineage: Eukaryota; Metazoa; Chordata; Mammalia; Chiroptera; Phyllostomidae
Gene: DEFB108B
Product: defensin beta 108B
Exons: 2
Coding region: 1-225 (74 amino acids)
Biological process (GO): innate immune response
Cellular component (GO): extracellular region
Source: RefSeq, a predicted model, not a curated record
AUGAGGAUUGCUGUCCACCUCUUUUCCGUUCUCUUCUUUAUGAGCCAAGUCCCACCAGCUGUGGGCAAAUUCAAGGAGGUCUGUGAGCGUCCCAAUGGCUCCUGCCAGAACUUCUGCAUUGAAACAGAAAUCCACGUCGGGCGAUGUCUCAAUGGCCAGUCAUGCUGCCUGCCCAUGGGGCACCAUCCACAAAUUGACCUCACAACACCCAGUGAGGUGGACUGA